UAAUGGAUUUCGUAUAAAGUGAAGAGAGAUAUUAAAAAUUAGAGAAAAUAGGAGAAGGCACCUAUGGAUUAGUUUAUAAGGCUAAAGAUAAUCAAACAGGAGAGAUAGUGGCAUUAAAGAAAAUAAGAAUGGAUCAUGAAGAUGAAGGAGUUCCAUCAACUGCCAUUAGAGAAAUUUCAUUAUUAAAAGAAGUAACAAUUUAUAAAAAUACCAGGUCUAACAUCCUAAUAUUGUUCCUCUAAAAGAUGUUGUUUAUGAUGAAUCAAGAUUGUAUCUAAUCUUUGAUUUUGUCGAUUUAGAUUUAAAAAAGUACAUGGAAAGUGUACCUUAGUUAGAUAGAGUUUAAGUGAAGAAAUUCAUACACUAAAUGUUAUAAGCUCUAAAUUAUUGCCAUUAAAAUAGAGUUAUUCAUAGAGAUUUAAAGCCUUAAAAUAUUUUGGUAGACAUAAAAUAAUAAAACACUCAAAUAGCAGAUUUUGGAUUAGCAAGAGCAUUUGGCUUACCUUUAAAAACCUACACUCAUGAAGUUAUAACAUUAUGGUAUAGAGCCCCAGAAAUUCUACUUGGAUAAAGAUAAUAUUCUACUCCUGUAGACAUAUGGUCUUUGGGUUGUAUAUUUGCUGAAAUGGCCUAAAAACGUCCAUUAUUUUGUGGAGAUUCUGAAAUUGAUUAGUUAUUCAAGAUAUUUAAGAUCAUGGGAACUCCAAAAGAGUCUACAUGGCCAGGUGUUAGUACUUUACCUGAUUUCAAGAGUACUUUUCCAAGAUGGCCAACUCCUACUAAUCCAGCUGCUACAUUAGGAAGGGAUAUUACAAAUUUAUGUCCAUUAGGAUUAGAUCUACUUUCUAAGAUGAUUGUUUAUGAUCCUUAUGCAAGAAUAACAGCAGAAGAAGCUUUGAAGCAUGCUUAUUUUGACGAUUUAAAUAACUGAUAU
Messenger RNA from Paramecium pentaurelia, 934 nucleotides. The record is from the annotation of a GenBank genome assembly. NCBI's taxonomy places the organism in Eukaryota, Ciliophora, Oligohymenophorea, Peniculida, Parameciidae.